AUGGCGUCAUCAUCAUCAUCACAGAUCACAAAAUACCCUGAUGAUAAAUCACUCUCAUCUACUACUUCUUCGUCAUCAUCAUCAUCAUUGAAUUGCAAAAAACCAACUCGCCUGAGUGAUCUCACUUUCCGAAACCAGAACAUUUUCGAUCCCUGGAACUCAGCUUCUACAGGCCAUCAACGGGCAGAAAACCCGUACUCCUGCACGACUGAAUGGCGACAAACGCGGACGGAGAAACUUGCAAGGCAGUUCCGAGGGGUGCCGAGUGACGACUGCUCUGACGCUACCAAUAGCAGAGGAAAAACGACAGGAGAAUGGCGAUGGUUAUCAGCAGAAGAAGCGAAGAGAAAGGAGCUCGGUUGUGAGGAUAUUAGGAAGUUCUUUGGCGGGGUGAAGAAGGGUCAGACGGAAAUAUCCAUAUCCGUCUCGAAGAAGGCAGGCCUUCUUCCAACAAUGGGGUCAUCGUCAAGACAAAAGCUCACGUUUUGCGAGAACAAUAACAACGACAGCGACAAUAAUAACAAUAAUGAUGAUAAUGACAAUGACAAUAAGACGAACGCAGUCGAUGACAACAUUCCAGGUCAUAAAGAGGAGGAAGAGAAGAAGAGCGAACCAGAACCAGAACCACAACCAGGGCAAGGGCAAGAGCCGGGACAACGACGAGGCAUCUUCACCGGUCUAACAUUCUACAUCAACGGCUCCACCUUCCCACUAAUCUCAGACCACAAACUAAAGCAUCUCCUUGUCGAGAACGGCGGCAACAUCUCCCUCGCACUGGGCCGACAGAGCGUGACGCAUGUGAUUCUGGGGAGGCCAAACAAUCACAACACCGACAAUAACAACAGCAACAAUUGUAGUGGAUAUAAUUAUCCCGGAGCAGGAGGCGGUCUCUCCGCAGGGAAACUGCAAAAAGAAAUCUCCCGCGCAGGAGGAGGAGGAGGAGGAGGAGGGGGGAAAGGAGUGAAAUUCGUUGGUGUGGAGUGGGUCCUCGAAAGCCUCAAGGCAUCCAAACGUCUCCCCGAAGCACGGUUUUCGUCGAUGCAUAUGGCGGCGAGGAAGCAGCCUAAAAGGGUAGCUAAGACAGAAAGGGUAGCUAAGACAAAAAAAGAAAAGAUAAGACGAGUAUGUGCAGUAUACGUACAUGUACAUGACAUGUUUAACAGACUUAUGGCUAACUAUUCCUUUUCCCUUCUUUCAAUCUUGUCCUUACGACCUACUUACCUACCUACCUACCUACCUACUUACUGUACUAGUACAUACUUCUCAGAAAGAACACCAACACCCCCUUUGCUCAGGUUAUGCAUGCCAACCAAGCCGUUACUGUAUAGUACUGUAUAUGUCGUGGUACAAUGGCGUACCCCGACGGAUCCCGACCAAGCUUCAUUUUAUUUUAUUUUAUUUAAUAAGCUUAUUUUAUUUUUUAAUUUUGGACAUAUGUAUAUAUGCUGGAUGUCAAAACUGAGGGGUAAUAAUGAUAAUGCAUUAUAUCUAAACAAUGAGAAUGGGACAGGUUGA
This is a messenger RNA of Rasamsonia emersonii CBS 393.64, 1515 nucleotides long. RefSeq names its product BRCA1 C Terminus (BRCT) domain containing protein. Bases 1 to 1515 code for a protein of 504 amino acids. Lineage: Eukaryota; Fungi; Ascomycota; Eurotiomycetes; Eurotiales; Trichocomaceae. The record is from RefSeq and is a predicted model, not a curated record. The transcript has 7 exons.